Trypanosoma cruzi is the source of this 799-nucleotide messenger RNA. RefSeq names its product trans-sialidase, putative. The annotation marks the transcript as partial. Lineage: Eukaryota; Euglenozoa; Kinetoplastea; Trypanosomatida; Trypanosomatidae. The transcript has a single exon. The record is from RefSeq and is a predicted model, not a curated record.
AUGUUCUCACGUGUUGCUGCAGUGAAGGCACCCCGCACACACAACCGUCGCCGCGUGACCGGAUCCAGCGGGAGGAAGAGGGAAGGAAGAGAGAGUGAGCCGCAGAGGCCCAACAUGUCCCGGCGUGUGUUUGCUUCCGCGGCGCUGCUCCUCCUCGUCAUGAUGAUGUUCUGCGGCAGUGGAGCUGCGUCCGCUGGUAAGGAGUCAAGGUCAGGAAAGGGAUCGGAAACGGAGAAAUAUUUUGAUUGGAGAGAUACAAAAGAUGGGGAAGCAGUGAGUUCGCUCCGUGUUCCCAGUCUUGUUGAGAUGAACGGUGAUGUGUUUGCCGUUGCCGAGGCGCAGUUGAAGGAUGAAAGCGGCUUUACUGGGAUUGCCUCGGAGCUCUUGACGUUAACUGGCCAGGAAUUAAAAGAAUUGGUUACAGAUCGAGUGAAGACACAAGUACUGGUGGAAUGUCCAUCCGACAAAAAGAAUUGUGCCUCCCAUUCAGAAGUUUCGGCUGGUUCUCAGAGUGAGAAGAAAGUACAUGUGAGCCGACCAACAACAGUCGUGCAGGGAAGUGAUAUUUACAUGUUUGCUGGAAGCUACAGUUUUGAAGUUACUCAUCAGACCUCUUCUGAGGCUCAAUGGGGACUUUUGCUGGCGAGGGGCAACGUCAGUAAUGAUGCGAUCAGAGGCAACCGAAUUUAUUGGAGCGACGCUUACGUUAUCCCGUGGAUCCAUUUUGAAACACAACACAAAUCCUUGACAGGGCUGAUUGGCAGCGGCGGAUCGGGUGUUCGGAUGAAGGACGGUACGC